Metarhizium robertsii ARSEF 23 is the source of this 978-nucleotide messenger RNA. Its product is annotated as polysaccharide deacetylase. The transcript has 3 exons. The coding region runs from base 1 to 978 and encodes 325 amino acids. Gene Ontology annotation, molecular function: hydrolase activity, acting on carbon-nitrogen (but not peptide) bonds. Gene Ontology annotation, biological process: carbohydrate metabolic process. The record is from RefSeq and is a predicted model, not a curated record. NCBI's taxonomy places the organism in Eukaryota, Fungi, Ascomycota, Sordariomycetes, Hypocreales, Clavicipitaceae.
AUGGCCAAGAAGAGAGUUUUGGUAUCUUAUGGCGUUGACGUCGAUGCCGUCGCAGGAUGGCUCGGGUCAUAUGGGGGCGAGGAUUCAUCUCAUGACAUCAGCAGAGGUACUCAUAUUCCAUUAUUGACACCGCUUCUACAUCACUCUAACCAGCUUUCUGCAGGCUACUUUGCCGGAACUGUGGGAGUGCAGCGCAUACUGAAGCUUCUUGCCAAAUACGACAUCAAGGCAACAUGGUUCAUUCCCGGCCACAGUCUCGAGACAUUCCCAGAAGACAUGUCAGCGGUUCGCGAUGCUGGACACGAAAUCGGACUGCAUGGCUACUCCCACGAGAACCCCAGCCGCUUGAACAUCGAUCAGCAGAGGGAGAUUUUGGACAAGACGUACCGCAUGCUCACCGAAUUCAGCGGCAAGCCUCCUCGUGGCAGUGUUGCGCCGUGGUGGGAAACAAGCAAAGAGGGAGCUCAGCUCCUCCUCGACUACGGCAUCGAGUAUGACCACAGCAUGAGCCACCACGACUGCCAGCCUUACUAUCUGCGCACCGGCGACGCCUGGUCCAAGAUAGACUAUUCCAAGAAGCCAAGCGACUGGAUGCGCCCCUGUGUCAAGGGCGAGGAGACUGGCCUGGUUGAGAUUCCGGCAAACUGGUACCUUGACGAUUUGCCUCCGAUGAUGUUCAUCAAGAAUGCUCCCAACAGCCAUGGAUUUGUAAACGCACGAGAUGUGGAGGACAUUUGGCGCGACCAUUUUGACUACUUUUACCGCGAGUAUGACGACUUUAUUUUUCCAUUGACGAUUCAUCCCGACGUGUCGGGUCGUCCGCACGCCUUGUUGAUGCACGAGAGACUUAUUGAGCAUAUGAAGAGGCAUGAGGGUGUUGAAUUUGUAACCAUGGAGCAGAUUUGCGACGAGUUCAAGUCGAAGAAUGCCCCUGCUCCGGGGGCCCUGCUGCCAGCAGUACCUGGGCGCUUCAAUUAG